AUGGCGUCAAUAUGCUAAUAAGCAAGAGAAGUCUACUAGAAAAACCUAAUUAUUUAUUAUCAAGAGAGGUAAUUCAGUAAAGAAUUUGGGGUGGCAUUUGGUAUAUUUCUCAUACUCCUUAUUGGAUGUAAGAAUAUAUAGUAUAUCAUAUAAUAGAAGAAACAAAAAGUGGUACACUUCUUUAAGUGGGAGCUGAGUUUUUACCAAUGACACUAUUGAUUAGUUCAAGGUACAUGGUCACAUCAUUGAUAUCAGAGAAGAGUGACAGAUAAAAAGAAAUCUAAAAAGUAAUAAUUUUAGUCAUUGAUCUUAGAUUAUGGGUUUAAAACAAUCUUCCUAUUAGUUAGGUUGGUUCUUAUUCAACUUAUGUAGAAUAAUGGCUGUCUCUUUAUUCUUUCUUGUUCUAACUGUACCAACAGGAUGCUUCGGACCUAAAAACUCAUAAGCAACUGUGGAUUCAGUUACAUAGCCUGUUUCAUACUUUAGUCCAAUCUUAAUCAUUUGUAGCUACUUACUUUAUGCUUUUGGGUUGACAGCUUAGCAAUAUUUCUUAACAACAUUAUUUGAUCAACCAAAAAAUGGAGCUGAUCUAUCAAUGUUAUUGAAUAUCUUUGGUUCAAUAUUUUCAGCCUUGCUCACUUUACCUUAUUUCUAAAAGUACUUUAUUAAUUUAAUUCUAGUAAUUCUUGGAUAGUAAUUUUAUUUGGAAUUAUCUUUCCAACAUUUUUAUAUAAUAUAUAUCCAUAUAAUCAAAUUUUAGGAACCAUUAAUAAAGGCACAAUACCAAGAUUAACACCCAAAUUGUACUUUGGAAUAUAAGGCGCUGAAAUUAUUUUAUAUGCGAUUUUGUAUUUAUAUUUAGAAGAAGUUCUGCCAAAUGAAUAUGGAACAAAUAAACAUCCUUUGUUUUUUAUAGGAAAAAAAUAUGAAAUUUAAGGUGAGGAAAUUGUCAAUUAAUAUGAAUUAUCCAGUAUCAACAAACCUCUUAUUGGUAGUAAUAGAGAAUCAGAAAUUUAAGAAGAUAAUAGUUCAGCUAUCUAUCAUGAAGUUUUUGAUAAUCCAAAAUAAGUUAAAGUAUUAAUAAAAUAAAUAUAUUUUUAGAGAGCUAUUUCAAUAAAAAAUGUGAAGAAGAGUUUUAAUGAUUUAAUGGCAGUAAAUGGUGUUACUCUAUAAAUAUAUGAAUCUUAGAUACUUUGCUUAUUAGGACAUAAUGGAGCUGGGAAAACUACAUUAAUUUCCAUAUUAACUGGUUUAAUUAAGAGAAAUAGUGGUGGUAUAAUAUAUUAUGGAACAGAUACUGAUUUUGAUGUAAUUAGAAAUUAUUUAGGUUUUUGUCCAUAAAAAGAUACUCUUUAUGAUAGUUUAAAUUGUGAUUAACAUUUAUAUUAUUAUGGUAAAAUAAAAGGAAUAGAUGAGAAAGAAUUACAAUUAGAAAUAGAUUAAAUAAUAAAUAAGUGUGAUUUAUCAAAUGAUAGAAUGAAAUUAGCAAAAUAAUUAUCAGGUGGAACAAGAAGAAAAUUAAGUUUAGCAAUAUCAUUGAUAGGUAGAUCAAGAGUUAUAUUUCUUGAUGAACCAACAUCUGGAAUGGAUCCAAUAUCAAGAUAAAAAAUAUGGGAUAUAUUAACAUAAAUAAAAAAUGAAGGUAGAUGUUUAGUAUUGACUACUCAUCAUUUAGAUGAAGCAGAAGUAUUAUCAGAAAGAUUAGCAAUAAUGGCUAAAGGUAAGUUACUUACUGUAGGAUCAGUAGAUUUUAUAAAAAUGAAUUUUGGAAUUGGAUAUCAUUUAAAUUUAUAUGAUAAGACAAACAAUCCAUAAGUUUGGAAUGAGAAAAAUAAGAAAUUGGCAAACAUAGUUUAAUAAUUCAUUCCAUCAGCAAAACUUAGUAGUUAAACUUCCUAAGAUUGUAUUGGAUUUUAGGUCCCUUUUAAAUAAAAAGAUAAAUUCUUACCAUUAUUUGAAUAACUAGAGAGAGAUUAAUCAAUUUAGGUUAAUUUAAUGAUGAAUACAUUAGAAGAAGCUUUUAUUAAUAUUGGAAUGGAUGAAGAAGCCUUCCUUAAUAAAGCAUCAGGGAAGAAUAUAUAGAAUGAAGAUUCUAAAAUUAAUAUAGAUAUAAAUGAAGAAUUCAAUAAAAUUAUUCCCCCUGAAUGUUUAAGUAGACCACCUCAAUAUAAUUUUGGCUUAUAGCUUUGGGCUUGCUUUAUAAAAAAACAUUAUACAAUGACACCUAAAAGAUAUCUUAUGUGUGUAUUUAUGCCUUCACUUUUUGCAUUUUUAGGUCCAUGUAUAGCUAAUGUUUCAGUGAAUGCAAUAUCGUCAACAUAAGGAUCUAUUCCAAAAUAAGAAUAAGGAGAAGUUGCUUUAAUAGAUAUUUAUAUUUAUGUAAUAAUUGGUGCUUCAUUGGCGAGUUCUCAAAUAGGAAGUGCACCUGUAGAAGAAAGAGAAAAAAAAUAGAAAUAUGCUUUAAAUGUUAUGGGAUGUCGAACAUUACCAUAUUGGUUUGGAUACUAUCUAUAUGAUAUCAGUAUCUGUAUAAUAGUGAUGAUUUUUUUUAUCAUCUCAGUAAAUGUUUUUUAAGUUUAAGUUAUUAAUAAUGGAAAUGUUUAUGGACUUGUAUUUUGUUGUUUAUUAGCAUAUUUACCUCUUUCAUAUAUUUUAUCAUGGCUUUUUACUUCAUUUUUAUCAGCGGUUAGAACCUUAGUAUUAGUAUAAUUAUUUGGAUUUUUUAUGAUUGCUUCAGUAAUUUAUGUAUUCAGCUUUAAAGUUAAUGCUGUACUUUGGAUUCUAUCAUUUUUGUUACCUUCUUUAGCAACAUUUAGUGGAUUUAUUACUGUAUAUAAUAAAAUAGUAAUAUAAACAGAAGAUGAAUCAAAUAUUGAUGAGAGUAAUACACCAUUUUAAAAUGUUGAUCCAUUUAUAUUUAUGAUAAUAAUGUUAUUCUAAGCUUGUCUUUAUUUUUAUAUAACAUACUUGAUUGAUAAUAGAGAAUUAUUAGGUGUUAAUUAAGGUGGAGUUUUAAGUCUGAAUUAAGAUGAAGAUGUUAUUUAGGAGGAAAGAAGAGUAGAAAUUUUAAAUUGUUAAGAUAGAGUAAUAGCUAAGAAAAUAUCAAAAACUUAUGCUAAUGGAUUUUAAGCAGUAAAAGGAACAUCAUUUGGAAUAGAACCAGGAUAAAUCUUUGGAUUAUUAGGUCCUAAUGGAGCUGGUAAAUCAACUACUUUUAAUAUGAUUACUUCUAAAUUAAAACCAUCUACUGGCACUAUAUUGUUAGAACAUUAAGAGGUUAAAAAAGGUUUAGGAGAUGUUUAUUAAAAUGUUGGGAUAUGUCCAUAAUUUGAUAGUUUAUAUGAUAUUGUUAAUGUUAGAAGACAUUUAUAAAUAUGGGCUUAUUUAAAAGGAUUGAAAGGAGAUGAAGUAAAUUAAUCAAUAGAAUAUUUUAUGAAAGUUAUGUAAUUAACAGCAUAUGAAAAUACAUUGGCUUCAUAAUUAAGUGGAGGAAAUAAAAGAAAAUUAUGUGUUGCUUUAGCAUUAAUGGGUGGAACAAAUAUGUAAUUUUUUGAUGAACCAUCUUCUGGAGUAGAUCCUAUUGCUAGAAGAUUUUUAUGGAAUGCAAUCUAAUAAGGAGUUAAAUUAAGAUAAAGUUCUGUCAUUUUAACUACUCAUACUAUGGAUGAAGCAGAAAGUCUUUGUAAUAAGAUUGCUAUCUAAGUUAAUGGAAGAUUUGCAUGCAUAGGAUCUGUUCAACAUUUAAGAUCUAAAUUUGGAGAUGGAUAUAGAAUUGUAAUAGAACCAAUAAAUAAUUUAGUAAUUAUAUAUUUAUUAUCAUUUUUAGGAUGAUGGAACAGCUAUUAUUUAACAAAUUAAUCAACAAUUUGGUAAUAUUUAAAUUACAAAUGAUGUACAUUCCGGCAAAAUUAUAUGUAAAUUUCCAUUAAAAGGAUUCUAAUUCCAUUAAACAUUUUAUUUCCUUUAAGAAAAAUUACAAAAAGAAUUGAAUUUAAUUAAAGACUUCUAGAUCAGUCAACCUAAUCUUGAAUAAAUCUUUAUGUAAUUUGCAGCAUAACAAAUUAUUGAACCAGAAGUGUAAAAAUUAGAAAAUCCUGGUCAUUGUCAUGUAGUCUCAUUAUGUGGAAAUGAUGAAGAUGAUUGA
This is a messenger RNA of Paramecium sonneborni, 4144 nucleotides long. NCBI's taxonomy places the organism in Eukaryota, Ciliophora, Oligohymenophorea, Peniculida, Parameciidae. The record is from the annotation of a GenBank genome assembly.